CCGCCCGAGCGCCUCGCACGCUCGCAGCUCCACGCCGACACUCGCUCCGUGACAACCUUGCCGUGCCGACCCCGGCUCACAACAAUAACACGCGCGACCUCCACACUACCGUCUCCGAGUCGGAGAUCCGUACCCCCAGUGCCGGGCACGAGUGCGGUGCUCGUGCCACGUGACCACGGCCCGGGCCCCGGCCCGACAUGUGAAAAACAAAGCCUUUGUGACAGCACCGGCCAGGGGCAUGUGGUGUGCCACACUUACGCACAAAAUGAAAUAAUAAGAAAGCAUCGUGACCCCCGGCAUGAGGUCGGGGGAGGCGGGCGAGGGUUCGGAGCUGGCCGAGUUCGGCGCGCGCUGGCCCCCGCCCUACAACCAAGGCUACGGGUGGACGCGCUCCGCCACGCCGCAGCAUCCACCCGCGCAUCACCUUGCCAGGCACUCCAGGAGCCAUCAGGACAACCGGCACACAAGCUACGAGGCAGAGGACGCGCGAGGCAGGGCGCGGGGAGGGGUUUACUACUCUCCGCCGGGCACCUCGUACACCAUCGUCGAGAGGCCAGCCUCGUCACACGGCCACCACACCUCGUACUCGCACCACUACGCGGGGAAGCUGUCCCGGGCGCCUUACCUCGGCUCCACUACCAUUGCUAACAGUGCAGCUGGAGCAACGAGCUUACGGAACAGCACGAAUCACCUGAGCGCAGCAAACGGCAAGAAGCGGCCGAUAUCCCCGGAGCAGGUGCUGCGGCUGUUCGGGCAGGGCGGCGCUGCAGCGCUGGGCAAGGCACUGCCGCCGUCGCACCCCCCCGCCCCGCUGCCCGCGCCCCUGCCUGCGCGCAGGCACUCGCCCGCCAGUAGCCCCAGCAGCACUACGCACCAUGCAAUAUACCGUGGUGGUGACCGGGAGCGUGAACGUCCGUAUUCGUCGGGCGGGGUGCCGCCGCCGCCGGCGGAGCCGGCCACGCGGACCGUCACCAUGAGCCGGGACCCCGCUGACUCGCAUGGCUUUGGCAUCUGUGUCAAAGGCGGGAAGGAGGCAGGUGUGUACAUAUCGCGAGUGGAGGAGGGAUCGGUAGCAGAGCGCGCGGGUCUCCGCCCAGGGGACUCCAUUCUGCAAGUCAAUGGCACUCCGUUCUCCGGAAUUUCGCACGAAGAUGCUCUCAAGAUGCUGAAGUCAUGCCGUCAGCUGACGAUGACGGUUCGGACGGCGGGCGCGCUGGUGGGGCGGGCCUCGUGCUCCUGGAUGGACCGCUACGGCCGCCCCGCCUCGCCACCGCCGCUGCGCCCUCCCCGGUCUGCCAGCAAAGAUCGCUCUAUACGAAGGGUUGACCUAUGUAUAGAGCCGGGACAGUCAUUAGGACUAAUGAUAAGAGGAGGGCUGGAGUACAACCUCGGCAUCUAUAUCACUGGGGUCGACAAGGAUUCCGUGGCAGAUAGAGCAGGACUUAUGGUAGGAGACCAAAUUCUGGAGGUGAACAACCAGUCGUUCGUGGACGUGACGCACGAUGAGGCGGUGGCUCAGCUCAAGUACCACAAGCGAAUGUCCUUGUUAGUCCGGGACGUGGGGAAGGUGCCACACGCCUGUACAGCUUAUGGGGAACGAGACGCCGCGCCUAGAAUAAGUGGUUGGGGAAAGCGUCGAGGCGCGGCGGCCACGGCGGUGGAGCAGAAGGCGCGGUCCCUGCUGCCUCAGUGCGACCUGCCCGCCAUAGCCUACUACAUGGAGGAGUACGCCGCCAGGAGACUCACGCCCGACUCCUUCCUCACCGUCGUCAGGGACCUCCUCGAUACGCCACAGAAGUACACACUUCUGACGGAGAUAAGAGAGUUCAUGUUGCCGGAGGACAGGGCGAGGUUCGACGAGCUCGUGUAUAGGAGAGGCGAGGAGCCAGUCGACCACCACAUCAAGCGGGGUUCCGAGCGACACAUGCUACCCUCCUCGACGAUGCAUGAGUUGCACGACCCGGAGGGACCGGCGGAGGCACCUCUCGUAGCCGACCAUCGCUCGCCCUCCGAGGACUCCGGCCUGGGCCUGCCACCGCAUGACCAUGCUUACAGGAGCGGGCGCGCGUGGCGGCCCAGCGACGCGCCGGCCCCGGAAGACGACCUGGAGCCCCCGCACGAGGAGUACGAGGAGGAGGGACGGCGCUCUCGGCGACACUCUUCCCCGUGCAACUCGAGAGAGGGCAGCACUACUGCACUCCACACGCAACACUACGAUGAUUCCGAUCAGUGCGGCUAUCUCGAGGGGCUGCGCUCAUCACUCGGUGGCUGGACGCAGAAAGUAAAAUCAUGGUACUGGGGACGACCUCUAGAGUUAGCACACAAUUUGUCGAGAAGUUUCGACAUGAAAGAGGAUAGUGGUGCGUUGUUGGAGGAGCGGGGCGGCAUCCGGCGGCACCAGUCGAUGCAGCGGCUGCAGCACGGCGAGGCCGACGAAGCGCGGGCGGCGCGCGUGGUGCCCGACCACCACGGCAACCUGCACAUCACCGUCAAGAAGACCAAGCCCAUCCUCGGCAUCGCCAUCGAAGGCGGCGCCAACACCAAGCACCCGCUACCUAGAAUUAUUAAUAUACAUGAGCACGGAGCUGCUUAUGAAGCUGGCGGGCUGGAGGUGGGCCAGUUGAUCCUCGCGGUGGACGGACACCGCGUGGAAGGCCUGCAGCACCAGGACGUGGCGCGGCUGAUCGCCGAGUCCUUCGCGCAGAGGGACAAACCGGAGAUCGAGUUCCUAGUUGUGGAAGCAAAGAAGUCCAACUUGGAGCCGAAGCCGACCGCGCUGAUUUUCCUGGAGGCCUAACAUCUACUGUCCCUCCCCGCCAGCGACCCGCCGGCCGCGCAGGGCAGCGCGGCGGUGCGGGCCGACCUCACCGCGCACACCACGGAAUAGCCAACUCCAACCUGCGCUGCCACAUGCUCUUCUGAGCAGUGGCGCGUGACGCGGCCACGCAGGCACGGGAGGCGACACACCGCCCGUCCGGACCGACCGAACUAACUACCUAACAGCGCACCGCCAGACGGGUUUUGGAUGAAAUCUCUCGAGACCGGAACGCGGCCAUCCCCGGUGGCCGCUUCGGUGGUGAUGAAGUUUUUUUAAAAGUUUUCUAGGAGAGUAGCUAUUAAUCCGAUUUUAACAGUAGGCGGCGACUGAAUUUUAUAAAGAAAAUCUCCUACUUUUACCGUUUACUAUAAGUUCAUCUUAAAAUUCACAAAUUUUAAAAUCACAAUUUUUAAAAAUUUAGAGAGAUCGAUCAAUUCUGCGAAUAAUUUCAUAGAACUAGAGUUGUAAAAAGUUGACGAUAACAUAGAUCUUUCAAAUUUCAUUUUGAAUCGUGCUAAAAUUCAAUCGAUCGGUAACGGUGCUACGAGAAGAUAUCAUGUUUCAAGUAAAGUAUCGUCGUCGAGUCAGAGUCAUGUUCCCAUCCGUAGUAGCGAGUAGUGUUCGCGUAGUGCUCCCGGUCGGAAGGUGCAAGCGUCCUAAGCAAGCUCGCCGAGUGUUGCGUCGGCUCCUCAUAGCUUCUACUACAUUAUGUCAGCUUUUACCACUCAUACAUUUUCUAUUAGAAUGAGCCCGACGUUUUGAGUUCCACUUAGAAACCAUUCGAGUCAAUCAAAAUUACUACCAUUUCGUAGUUCCCCAUUUUCUGAAUACGUUUAGCUGACCCUUGAUUGAAACGCAAAAAGUACAUUCGGUUCGUCCUCGGUAUCGCUUCGUUUAGUUUGCUUAGCGAGUGUCACAUAGAAGGUGCGUCAAACAUGUCAUUCCAUCAGGUAGAUAAGCGGUGAGUUUACGAAAUUAUGGCGGAGAGGGAUUUUAGCCCACUCUUUAUGGAUAUUUACGUAGAAAUAAGUGAAUGUGUGCAAUAUAAUCAAAUGUUAGAUGUUAGAAUCAAUAACCAGUGUUGUGGGUGACAGCCCGAGCUUCUGCCGCGCGUACAGCAGCUGCGGUACGUGUGUACACGUUCCACUAACUACUCGUAUUUGUAUAAAUGUAACAUGCUAUAACUGAACCUCAUUAUCCUAUCUCAAGCGACCGUUGUAAAUAUAUAUAUCUGUAUGUACUCAUAAGCUGUAAAUAUCAAAUUUGAAUGUAUUGUAAUAUAUUAUUAUAAAUAUUUAUUGAAGUUAGUGCCAAAAGCAUUUUACAUUCCCCACUAGGCGUGUACAGUACGCGGUGACGCAGAGCCGCUGCGCUGGUGGCGUCCUCUGCGACGUCCACCUCUCUAUUACUUACAGUUUAUCGAUUGCUAUCUCACUCAAUACGCUUCUAAUGUUAGGAUUUGAUCAUGAUUGAAUACUUUGAUUGUAUAAUAACAAUACAUUGCGUAUUUGAAUAAAUAUCUAUUAAAAUUGUAUACUUUCACGUUGUACACGAUGAUGGCGGCAUGAGUAUUUCUAUUCUUUUGAGAAAGCUUGUGAAAAGUUCAAAUUGUGUCAUGUAUAGACAUCCGCCUUUCCUGAUUACUGUUUUAUCCACAAAAAUAAUGAGCAGAAAGUGCACUGAAACAAAUAUAUUUUGUACGAGUAAUUAUAGUUAAUUUUAACUUAUACCUAAUUGUAUUUAAAGUACCAAUAAGUUUUUAUGAUUACACUUAAGCGGACAUAUAUGUGUAUUGUGUAGGCAGGCUCGUGUGACCGGCAGCCUCGUAUUUGAGUCAAUUCAUCAUUUACGUAUUAAACACGUUAAACCAAAAGCAAUGUACGUAGAGAAUAAGAGAUUAUUUUAACAACAAACUAUUUUAGGUUACCUAAUGUGUUUAUAUGAUAUGAUAUUAUGGUAAUUAUUUCGCAAACCUGCUGAUUGUUUAGUUUGUAGAUUUGUUUACCAACAGCUUGCAGUCGUUUGUUUAGACCGCGUCUAAAGUACUACGCCUUUGAAUCCCGCAGUACCUCUCAUGAUUGGCAACCUAUAUAUCCUACAUAUUAUGAGCCGUCCAUUUAAUUUGCAUUUAGUUUAUCCUCGGAUGCUGUGAGGUUAUCGUGGAUUAUAUCUGUACAAUGGACCUCAGCUAAUGUCAAUGUGUUGGUAAACAUUUCACAGGUACCUAUUUAGAUAAUGUUUAAACUUCGCGCAGGUGUUUCGUUAAGAAGAUCUAUGUUGUAGUCUGUUGUUAAGUUUGUCGUUGAUGACAAAAAUAUAUUGUUAUCUAGAUAAUUA
This is a messenger RNA of Helicoverpa zea (corn earworm), 5155 nucleotides long. RefSeq lists its product as uncharacterized. Gene Ontology annotation, cellular component: stereocilium tip; cilium; stereocilia ankle link complex. The transcript is spliced from 20 exons. The record is from RefSeq and is a predicted model, not a curated record. The coding region runs from base 299 to 2797 and encodes 832 amino acids. NCBI's taxonomy places the organism in Eukaryota, Metazoa, Arthropoda, Insecta, Lepidoptera, Noctuidae. Gene Ontology annotation, molecular function: protein binding.